AUGAGGAAGAAAAAAAAGGUCUCAAUAAACUACAUCAUCUUUGAAGUCCCACCUUCCUAUAUUAUUGUCUACAUAAUUGAACAGCGACUUACAGUAGUGAUUCAAAUCAAACCUAUUAUGCAACUGUAUCUGGUUUUGGAACCAUCAUUUCAAACUAUGACUUGUGGUCUUUGUGGAAAUUUCAACAACAUACAGAUCGAUGAUCUCAAGUCCUUAGGUGGUGUGGUUGAGGGGACUGCUGCUGCUUUUGUAAACACAUGGAAAUCAUCAGCCCUUUGUCCAAAUGUUAAAAACAUCUUUGAUGACCCUUGCAGUCUUAGUGUGGAAAGUGAGGAGUAUGCCAAAUACUGGUGUUCACAAAUCACCGAUCCUUCUGGGGCCUUGAGUACGUGUCACAGUAAAGUGGACCCAAAUAUUUAUUACAAGAACUGCCUGUGGGACACCUGUAGCUGUGAACAAAGUGAAGAUUGUAUGUGUGCUGCCAUUUUUUCUUACAUUAAAAUAUGUGCUGCUAAAGGAAUUACAGUAGAAAACUGGAUAAACAAAGCUUGCAGCAAGUAUACAACCCUCUGUCCCGAAAGCCAGAUCUUUAGCUACAUGAUAAAUUCAUACCCACCCACCUGUCGCUCUCUUAGUGAACUGGACAUCACCUACCAAAUCUACUUUGAUCCACUGCCUGGCUGCACAUGUGAGCAAGGAUACUAUAUGAAUGAUGGUGGCAUAUGUGUUCCAGCUUCUGCCUGCCCAUGUUACUAUGAUGGGAUUGAAAUACCUGCAGGACAAACUACAAACAAAGAUGGAGUUUUGUGGUACUCCAACGGAUUCUACAUGGACAAGGGGACCAAGGUGCUGCGUGGGACACUAGCUGUCUGGGUCACUGUGUUAUAUUUAACCUAUUCCUGUGUUUAUGCCCUGCUGUUCUGUAUGUCUGGGAAAAAGGUUACAUGUCAGUACUGUAACACAAAGUUUUCCCCCUACCCCAGUGGGUCUCUCUUGUGUACUCAGUGCAGUAUCCCUUCUCAGGGUAACAGUUCUCUGGAGCCAGCAUGGCUGGACUCCAUUAAGGGGAUGAUUACUGAUAUAACUACUGAACUAGCUACUGCCAAGCAAGAAAGGCAGGUGUGUAAAAAAUCUAUUGAUGAUUUUCUUGUUCACACUGCAGACCUCAGACCUGCUUCCCAACCCCCUCUGCCAGUUUCACAGAAACGCACACUGCCCCAUGUGCUCCAGUUUAACUCUGAUAAUGACAUGCCAGAUUUGGAGGAGGUAGAAGUUGAGGGGGAUAAAGCAGAGACUGCUCUGUCUCAUGGAGUGGAAGCUCUGAUUUAUUCUAUUAAAGAGGUCCUAAAUAUCCCUGAAAAGGAAAGAGAACCUCAUGUGGAAUUGUUUUUCAAUAUAAAACCUAAGUCUCAUGCUACAUUUCCUGUUUCUAUGGAAUUAAACACGCUUUUUAAAGAAACACGCCUUUUGAGCGUAUCCCCUUUUCCAGAGCACGCGCACAUAGUUACAGUCUUCAGUCUUUUCAUACCCCCACAUCUAAAUUUCCACUUCGACCACUUGAUCGAACAAUCAAUGAAGGAACUGGAUAAAAUCAAAUGCAAAAUCAGUAAUUUUGAGAAGAUCCACAUGCCUACCUUGACAAGUGAUCAAGAUAUAGAAUGGCUUGACAAAUUAAAUACACAAAUAAAUCAAUAUAAAAGAGAUCUGAUCCGUUUUAAAAAAGAGAAACAGUCUAAAGUGGAUCUUGAUUAUGAAAAGCACACAGUGUACAAGUGGAUAUCAGGCGGCUCACAACAAGAAUCUAAACACCGAUUCUUUAGACAGAAUAAAAAACCUUUAUCAAGACUUGACACUGAAUCCUCAGCAGACACUGGUAGUUCCAACACUGAAACAGAGCAAUCCACAGUGAUUGGAGGAAUACUGGAGAGUGGUGAUCUCAGGCCUGGAGGAAGGGGAAUUCCUGGUAUUCCUGGAUAUCAAGGAUGCAUACCUUCACAUCCCGAUAUGGCCACCUCAUCAGGCUUACCUCAGGUGUUCACAAAGGUGAUGGCAGAGAUGAUGCUACAACUCUGUAUGAUGAGUGUGAACAUCGUUCCAUACUUGGAUGAUCUUCUCAUAAAAGUGGUAUCCGAGGCUUGGUUGUUGGAAAGCAUAGCCCUGACUACACGGCUACUGAUAGAUCACGGGUGGAUUCUUAAUCUACAGAAAUCACACUUGGUACCAUUACAGAGGCUUCAGUUCUUGGGGAUGAUCCUGGACACAGUGUCUCAGAAGGUGUUCCUUCCUAUGAACAAGGCCUUGACUAUUCAGUCAAUGGUGCGCUUCAUUCUGAAACCUCCAAAAAUCUUGGUGCAUCUUUGCAUCCGCCUGCUGGGCAAGAUGGUAGCCUCAUACGAGGCAAUUCAGUAUGGAAGGUUCCAUGCCCAUCCAUUCCAGCUGGAUCUGCUGGACAAAUGGUCGGAUGAAAGAAAAGUACUUACCAGAGGGCUGAAGUUUGCCCCUACUAGUCAGUUAGAGCCUUUUGGUUUUUACGUGGACUUACAGAAGUUUAUACGUAAACUUACACUGAGGAGGUUCUUUACUGGUAAAAACAAUGAUGAGGUGGGGAACUCGGAAGCUCAAUCCGGUUCCCAAUUUAAACCCAAAUCAUUGUUUUACCCUACGUUUGCAAAAGGGAGCUUUAUAGACUGCUUUAGCAAACUUGUACUGGACGAUGUUGAACAGACCUUGAGAAAAAAACGUAGGAAGUGCAAUUUAACCAAAAAGGAAUGGUCCGCUUUAAAAUCUUUGAAGAGCGAUGACAGUAUUAUUAUAAAACCCGCAGAUAAGGGUGGGGGUCUAGUCUUGAUGGAUAAGGUAGAUUGCAUAGCUGAGUUGGAUCGCCAGCUCAGUGAUGGGAUCACUUAUUCAAAAAUUAAGGCAGACCCCACCUUAAAGAUCAGUGAAUCAUUGCGUAAAUGGACAACAGAAGGCCUAUUAAAGGGUGUUAUAACAAAGGAUGAGUUCGAUUUCAUCAACAUCGAACAUCCUACAAUUCCUACUAUUUAUUGCCUACCUAAGAUCCAUAAAAAUCCGGUCUGUCCCCCAGGUAGACCUAUAGUGUCUGGGGUGAACAGUGUUACUUCUAAUCUCUCAAUGCUGUUAGAUCAUUACCUACAACCGUUAGUUAAAUGCACUAAAUCUUACUUAAAGGAUACAGGACAACUUCUAACUAUAUUGGAUGGUUUGGGAUGGGAAGAGAACUAUGUUCUUGCGAGUUCUGAUGUAUCCACCCUCUAUACAAUUAUAGAAGAAGAAAAAGAGGGUAUUAGGUUUAUCCUAAGAAAUAAUUAUUUUGUGUUUAACGGUAAUUAUUACCUUCAAUGUGUGGGGACUGCAAUGGGCACCAGGUUCGCCCCGAGCUAUGCUAACCUCUUCAUGGCCUAUUGGGAGGAAAAGGCGAUAUGGCAUGGAGAGCAACUCGGGGCGGGCCUGGUGCUAUGGCGUCGCUAUAUAGACGAUAUAUUAUUUGUAUGGAACGGGGAUCUGAAAGAUCUAGACCUGUUCAUUGAAGGACUUAACAACAACCCAUUUAAUAUUAGGUUAACUACCACUAUAAGUCAGAAGGAAAUAAUGUAUUUGGACCUUUGCAUUUAUAUAGCAAAUGGUUCAAUUAAUACGAAAUUAUACCGGAAACCUACUGACUCUAAUGGGUUUAUUGAAAGGACCAGUCAACAUCAUGAUCACUGGUUGGAUGGGAUUCCCUACAGUCAAUUACUAAGGGUUAAACGGAAUUGUACUGAUUCCAGUACCUGUGAGAGCCAAAUGGGCGAUUUAUGUGAACGAUUCCUUGAGAAAGGUUAUAGUAAAGAAAGCUUAGCCAAAGCUCAGGAGAGAGCUAAUACUGUAGAUAGGAAAGAUCUAAUACAGGGAACUAAUCAGAAGGUAUCAAGAGAGAAUGAUUUCAAGUGGUCUUUCAUCACUGAUUUCAAUUCACAGUAUAGGGAAAUUGAGUCCAUCAUGAAAAAACACUGGAUGGUGCUCACUAAGGAUCCCGUUUUAGGCCCAAUAUUACCCUCUAAGCCUAGGUUUAUCAAUAGAAGGUCUAGAUCUAUUAAGGAUAACCUAGUGCGUAGUUCUAUUGAAGUCCCCAAGAGAACUAGUAUCAGAAAUUGUAUAUCUCCAAUGACAUUUAAUGAUUGCGAUCCAUCGAAAGGAAUAACCACUGGAGUAGAGUGUGCUAAAAGUUGUAGUACUCUGGAUAUGCAUUGUUAUUCGAAAAGGUGUGUCCCGGGAUGUGUCUGUCCACCUGGACUUUUGUCUGAUGACCAUAGGGGCUGCAUUCCUGAAGAACAAUGCCCAUGUGUCCAUAAUGAAGCCACAUAUAACACAGGAGAGGUGAUCAAAAUCCCAUGCAACACUUGUGUUUGCAAGGACAGAAGGUGGGAGUGUACUAACAAUACCUGCCUGUCAACCUGUACUGUUUAUGGUGAUGGACAUUAUAUUACCUUUGAUGGAAAACGCUUUGAAUUUAAUGGGGAAUGCCAAUAUGCUCUUGCUCAGGAUCACUGCUCUGGGAAUGAUAAUAAUAGCACCUUCAGAGUCAUUACAGAAAAUAUCCCUUGUGGGACCACAGGAACAACCUGCUCAAAAUCUAUCAAAGUUUUUCUGGAGGGCUAUGAAAUAAUCCUUGUUGAUGAUCACCUUAAAGUCGUACAAAGAGGUUCUAUCACAGAUGUUCCAUACAGAGUGCGAUUAAUGGGCAUCUUCUUGGUCUUUGAAGCUAAAAAUGGAUUGUCACUGAUAUGGGAUAAGAAGACCAGCAUCUUCAUCAAAAUUACUGAAGAUUUUAAGGGGAAGCUUUGUGGAUUGUGUGGAAAUUACGAUGGAAAUAGGAUGAAUGAUUUCACUAUGCGGACCAAUGCAAUUGUUGGAAACACUGAAGAAUUUGGAAACAGCUGGAAGUUAUCCACCAGUUGUCCAGAUGCAACAGUUCACAGGAAUCCUUGUUCUUUAAAUCCAUACAGAUUACCCUGGGCACAAAAGCAGUGCGGUGUCAUUAACAGUGAAGUCUUCUCCGAGUGCCAUCCACAAGUUGAUCCAUGCAAGUACUAUGAUGCCUGUGUUUCUGAUUCAUGUGCUUGUAACACUGGAGGCGACUGUGAAUGUUUCUGUACAGCUAUUGCUGCCUAUGCCCAGGCAUGUGGAGAAUUUGAUAUAUGCAUCUCCUGGAGAGGUCCAAACUUUUGUCCUCUCUUCUGUGAUUACUACAAUGACAACAAACUAUGUGAAUGGUCCUACAGAGCUUGUGGUGUUCCAUGCAUGAAGACCUGCAGGAACCCAACUGGGAUAUGCCAAAAUGAGUUAAAAGGCUUAGAAGGAUGUUACCCCGAGUGUCCAGAAGACCAGCCUUAUUUUGAUGAGGAUGAAAUGAUGUGUGUUGCAAUUUGCGGCUGCUAUGAUGAGGAAAGAAAGCAUUACAAGUUGGGGGCAAACGUUCCCAGUGAAGAGAAUUGCUAUAUUUGUAAUUGUACCAUGAAUGGCAUAGAAUGUACAUACCAUGUGGAAAGCUGCAUAUGCGAGUACGAUGGACACUUCUAUAAAUAUAAUGAAACUAUUUACACCAUCUCAAAAGGGGAAGGAGUCUGUGCCGAUUUUAUAUGCAAGGAAAAUGGAACCAUCAUCGAAGUUGACUACCCAUGUGCCACUACUACGGCAACCACAUUUACCACAGAAACUAAAACCACAACAUCAACGUACACUACCACAUAUCCCUCAACAACUACAGCACUUACAAGUACACCUACAGUUACAUCCCAAACAACGGCUACAUCACAAGGAACUCCAGCAACCCCAAACUGUACAUCAGUGUGUGAGUGGACAGAGUGGUUUGAUGAAUAUGAGCCUACCUUUGGAAAUGAAGGAGGAGAUUUUGAAAACUUACAAGCUAUAGAAGAGGCUGGCUUUCAAGUCUGUCAGAACCCCUCGGACAUUGAGUGCAGACCAAAAUUAUACCCCCAAAAAACACCCAAGGAAUUAGGACAACAUGUUGUUUGUACUGUGUCUGACGGUUUAAUAUGCUACAAUAAGGAUCAAAUCACAUUAUCUGGUCGAUGCUAUGAUUAUGAAGUCAGAUUCUUAUGCUGUAGAAAUUACUGCACAACCACAUCCCCAGCGUCCACAACUUCUAUACAGUCUACAACUGCUACAACAACCGCGUGUUAUUGCUAUACAAAUGGCAUAUAUUACGCACCAAAUUCUAUUAUUGAGCACCAACAGGAUGGUUUUACAUGUUACUAUAUUUUUUGCACUGAUAUAUGUGAGAUUGUUAGGAUUGGUGAACCUUGCACCACAUCUACAACUGCAACUACAGUCACUCCUCAGACAUCUACGGAAAUACCAGGUUGUCCUCCAAGAAAGUUUAAUGAGACAUGGCUAAUUAACAACUGUACAGUGGCCACAUGUCAUGGAUAUAAUAAUGUUACUAAAGAGCGAGUGAAAUGUCCACCUGUCUUGAGCCAUUCCUGUCCUAAUGGAGCAAAACCAUAUCCGGUCUAUUCAUCUGAUGGCUGCUGCUACCAGAUUGCCUGCAAGACUUCCUGUGUCCCUGAGUGCUCCUGGUCAGUUUGGUAUGACGUGAGUUAUCCUGAAUUUAAUCCGAAUGGAGGAGAUUAUGAAACCUAUGAGAACAUCAGGAAUGCUGGAUAUCACCUGUGUGAGAAGCCAGAGAAUAUUUCCUGCAGAGCAGUGAAUUUCCCAGAUAUACCACUGAAUGACUUGGGGCAGAAUCUGACAUGUGACGUCUCCUAUGGGCUCAUCUGUAACAACAAAGACCAAGAUACGGUUACACCUGUGUGUUAUAACUAUGAGAUAAGUGUAUACUGCUGUAUUCCUCUCCCAGAUUACUGCUUAACUACAACAGUUUACACAAGCACAACAUCCACAACUCAGAGUACAACAUCACUAACAACAACACCAACAACCACGGUUACUACGACUGCAACUACUCCAGAGACAACUACUCCCACCACUACAAAGGCCUCAACAACCACAACUCAGAGUACAACAACAUUGGUAUCUACAUCACCAACAACCACUGUAACAAUUACUCCAGAAAUAACAACAACUCCCAAGUUAACAACUAUACCAGAAACUUCAACACCUUCUACGUCUACAAAGACUACAUCUCCAACUACACCUUCCUGUGUCCCUAAGUGCUCAUGGUCACAGUGGUUUGAUGUGAGUUAUCCUACAAAUGGAGCCAGUGGAGGAGAGUAUGAGACAUAUGAGAAUAUCACAAAAGCUGGAUAUCAUCUGUGUGAGAAACCAGAGAACAUUUCCUGCAGAGCAAAGCAAUUCCCAGAUAAACUGGACAAACUGGGACAGAAAGUGACAUGUGAUGUCUCCUAUGGGCUCAUCUGUAACAACAAAGACCAAGAUGGGGUUGUACCUCUGUGUCACAACUAUGAGAUAAGUGUGUAUUGCUGUCUCCCACUCCCAAGUUACUGCUUAACUACAACCCCUCUCACCACAACAACCACAACUCAGAGUACAACAACGUCUGCAUCACCAACAACCACUGUUACUAAGACUACAACUUCUCCAGAGACAUCUACUCCCACAACUACAAAGGCCACAACAACAUCAACUCAGAGUACAACAUCUACAUCACCAACAACCACUGUUACUAAGACCACAACUUCUCCAGAAACAUCUACUCCCACAACUACAAAGACCACAACAUCAACUCGGAGUACAGCAACAUCGACAUCACCAACAACCACUGUUACUACGACUACAACUUCUCCAGAAACAUCUACUCCCACAACUACAAAGACCACAACAUCAACUCAGAGUACAACAUCUACAUCACCAACAACCACUGUUACUAAGACCACAACUUCUCCAGAAACAUCUACUCCCACAACUACAAAGACCACAACAACAUCAACUCAGAGUACAACAUCUACAUCACCAACAACCACUGUUACUAAGACCACAACUUCUCCAGAAACAUCUACUCCCACAACUACAAAGACCACAACAUCAACUCGGAGUACAGCAACAUCGACAUCACCAACAACCACUGUUACUACGACUACAACUUCUCCAGAAACAUCUACUCCCACAACUACAAAGACCACAACAACAUCAACUCAGAGUACAACAUCUACAUCACCAACAACCACUGUUACUAAGACCACAACUUCUCCAGAAACAUCUACUCCCACAACUACAAAGACCACAACAUCAACUCGGAGUACAGCAACAUCGACAUCACCAACAACCACUGUUACUACGACUACAACUACUCCAGAAAUAACUACACCAGAGACAUCUACUCCCACAACUACAAAGACCACAUCUCCAACUACACCUUCCUGUUUCCGUAAGUGCUCAUGGUCACAGUGGUUUGAUGUGAGUUAUCCUACAAAUGGAACCAGUGGAGGAGAUUACGAGACAUAUGAGAAUAUCACAAAAGCUGGAUAUCAUCUGUGUGAGAAACCAGAGAACAUUUCCUGCAGAGCAAAGCAAUUCCCAGAUAAACUGGACAAACUGGGACAGAAAGUGACAUGUGAUGUCUCCUAUGGGCUCAUCUGUAACAACAAAGACCAAGAUGGGGUUGUACCUCUGUGUUACAACUAUGAGAUAAGUGUGUAUUGCUGUCUCCCACUCCCAAGUUACUGCUUAACUACAACCCCUCUCACCACAACAACCACAACUCAGAGUACAACAACGUCUGCAUCACCAACAACCACUGUUACUAAGACUACAACUUCUCCAGAGACAUCUACUCCCACAACUACAAAGGCCACAACAACAUCAACUCAGAGUACAACAUCUACAUCACCAACAACCACUGUUACUAAGACCACAACUUCUCCAGAAACAUCUACUCCCACAACUACAAAGACCACAACAUCAACUCGGAGUACAGCAACAUCGACAUCACCAACAACCACUGUUACUACGACUACAACUUCUCCAGAAACAUCUACUCCCACAACUACAAAGACCACAACAUCAACUCAGAGUACAACAUCUACAUCACCAACAACCACUGUUACUAAGACCACAACUUCUCCAGAAACAUCUACUCCCACAACUACAAAGACCACAACAACAUCAACUCAGAGUACAACAUCUACAUCACCAACAACCACUGUUACUAAGACCACAACUUCUCCAGAAACAUCUACUCCCACAACUACAAAGACCACAACAUCAACUCGGAGUACAGCAACAUCGACAUCACCAACAACCACUGUUACUACGACUACAACUUCUCCAGAAACAUCUACUCCCACAACUACAAAGACCACAACAACAUCAACUCAGAGUACAACAUCUACAUCACCAACAACCACUGUUACUAAGACCACAACUUCUCCAGAAACAUCUACUCCCACAACUACAAAGACCACAACAUCAACUCGGAGUACAGCAACAUCGACAUCACCAACAACCACUGUUACUACGACUACAACUACUCCAGAAAUAACUACACCAGAGACAUCUACUCCCACAACUACAAAGACCACAUCUCCAACUACACCUUCCUGUUUCCGUAAGUGCUCAUGGUCACAGUGGUUUGAUGUGAGUUAUCCUACAAAUGGAACCAGUGGAGGAGAUUACGAGACAUAUGAGAAUAUCACAAAAGCUGGAUAUCAUCUGUGUGAGAAACCAGAGAACAUUUCCUGCAGAGCAAAGCAAUUCCUAGAUAAACUGGACAAACUGGGACAGAAAGUGACAUGUGAUGUCUCCUAUGGGCUCAUCUGUAACAACAAAGACCAAGAUGGGGUUGUACCUCUGUGUUACAACUAUGAGAUAAGUGUGUAUUGCUGUCUCCCACUCCCAAGUUACUGCUUAACUACAACCCCUCUCACCACAACAACCACAACUCAGAGUACAACAACGUCUGCAUCACCAACAACCACUGUUACUAAGACUACAACUUCUCCAGAGACAUCUACUCCCACAACUACAAAGGCCACAACAACAUCAACUCAGAGUACAACAUCUACAUCACCAACAACCACUGUUACUAAGACCACAACUUCUCCAGAAACAUCUACUCCCACAACUACAAAGACCACAACAUCAACUCGGAGUACAGCAACAUCGACAUCACCAACAACCACUGUUACUACGACUACAACUACUCCAGAAAUAACUACACCAGAGACAUCUACUCCCACAACUACAAAGACCACAUCUCCAACUACACCUUCCUGUUUCCGUAAGUGCUCAUGGUCACAGUGGUUUGAUGUGAGUUAUCCUACAAAUGGAACCAGUGGAGGAGAUUACGAGACAUAUGAGAAUAUCACAAAAGCUGGAUAUCAUCUGUGUGAGAAACCAGAGAACAUUUCCUGCAGAGCAAAGCAAUUCCCAGAUAAACUGGACAAACUGGGACAGAAAGUGACAUGUGAUGUCUCCUAUGGGCUCAUCUGUAACAACAAAGACCAAGAUGGGGUUGUACCUCUGUGUUACAACUAUGAGAUAAGUGUGUAUUGCUGUCUCCCACUCCCAAGUUACUGCUUAACUACAACCCCUCUCACCACAACAACCACAACUCAGAGUACAACAACGUCUGCAUCACCAACAACCACUGUUACUAAGACUACAACUUCUCCAGAGACAUCUACUCCCACAACUACAAAGGCCACAACAACAUCAACUCAGAGUACAACAUCUACAUCACCAACAACCACUGUUACUAAGACCACAACUUCUCCAGAAACAUCUACUCCCACAACUACAAAGACCACAACAUCAACUCGGAGUACAGCAACAUCGACAUCACCAACAACCACUGUUACUACGACUACAACUACUCCAGAAAUAACUACACCAGAGACAUCUACUCCCACAACUACAAAGACCACAUCUCCAACUACACCUUCCUGUUUCCGUAAGUGCUCAUGGUCACAGUGGUUUGAUGUGAGUUAUCCUACAAAUGGAACCAGUGGAGGAGAUUACGAGACAUAUGAGAAUAUCACAAAAGCUGGAUAUCAUCUGUGUGAGAAACCAGAGAACAUUUCCUGCAGAGCAAAGCAACUCCCAGCUAUACCACUGGACAAACUGGGACAGAAAGUGACAUGUGAUGUCUCCUAUGGGCUCAUCUGUAACAACAAAGACAAAGAUGGGGUCUUACCUGUGUGUUACAACUAUGAGAUAAGUGUGUAUUGCUGUCUCCCACUCCCAAGUUACUGCUUAACUACAACCCCUGUCACCACAACAACCACAACUCAGAGUACAACAUCUACAUCACCAACAACCACUGUUACUAAGACCACAACUUCUCCAGAAACAUCUACUCCCACAACUACAAAGACCACAACAACAUCAACUCAGAGUACAACAUCUACAUCACCAACAACCACUGUUACUAAGACCACAACUUCUCCAGAAACAUCUACUCCCACAACUACAAAGACCACAACAUCAACUCGGAGUACAGCAACAUCGACAUCACCAACAACCACUGUUACUACGACUACAACUACUCCAGAAAUAACUACACCAGAGACAUCUACUCCCACAACUACAAAGACCACAUCUCCAACUACACCUUCCUGUGUCCCUAAGUGCUCAUGGUCACAGUGGUUUGAUGUGAGUUAUCCUACAAAUGGAGCCAGUGGAGGAGAGUAUGAGACAUAUGAGAAUAUCACAAAAGCUGGAUAUCAUCUGUGUGAGAAACCAGAGAACAUUUCCUGCAGAACAAAGAAACUCCCAGAUAUACCACUGGACAAACUGGGACAGAAAGUGACAUGUGAUGUCUCCUAUGGGCUCAUCUGUAACAACAAAGACCAAGAUGGGGUCUUAUCUGUGUGUUACAACUAUGAGAUAAGUGUGUAUUGCUGUCUCCCACUCCCAAAUUACUGCUUAACUACAACCCCUCUCACCACAACAACCACAACUCAGAGUACAACGUCUGCAUCACCAACAACCACAGUUACUAAGACUACAACUUCUCCAGAGACAUCUACUCCCACAACUACAAAGGCCACAACAACAUCAACUCAGAGUACAACAUCUACAUCACCAACAACCACUGUUACUAAGACCACAACUUCUCCAGAAACAUCUACUCCCACAACUACAAAGACCACAACAUCAACUCGGAGUACAGCAACAUCGACAUCACCAACAACCACUGUUACUACGACUACAACUACUCCAGAAAUAACUACACCAGAGACAUCUACUCCCACAACUACAAAGACCACAUCUCCAACUACACCUUCCUGUGUCCCUAAGUGCUCAUGGUCACAGUGGUUUGAUGUGAGUUAUCCUACAAAUGGAGCCAGUGGAGGAGAGUAUGAGACAUAUGAGAAUAUCACAAAAGCUGGAUAUCAUCUGUGUGAGAAACCAGAGAACAUUUCCUGCAGAACAAAGAAACUCCCAGAUAUACCACUGGACAAACUGGGACAGAAAGUGACAUGUGAUGUCUCCUAUGGGCUCAUCUGUAACAACAAAGACCAAGAUGGGGUCUUAUCUGUGUGUUACAACUAUGAGAUAAGUGUGUAUUGCUGUCUCCCACUCCCAAAUUACUGCUUAACUACAACCCCUCUCACCACAACAACCACAACUCAGAGUACAACAACGUCUGCAUCACCAACAACCACUGUUACUAAGACUACAACUUCUCCAGAGACAUCUACUCCCACAACUACAAAGACCACAACAUCAACUCGGAGUACAACAUCUACAUCACCAACAACCACUGUUACUAAGACCACAACUUCUCCAGAAACAUCUACUCCCACAACUACAAAGACCACAACAUCAACUCGGAGUACAGCAACAUCCACAUCACCAACAACCACUGUUACUACGACUACAACUACUCCAGAAAUAACUACACCAGAGACAUCUACUCCCACAACUACAAAGACCACAUCUCCAACUACACCUUCCUGUGUCCCUAAGUGCUCAUGGUCACAGUGGUUUGAUGUGAGUUAUCCUACAAAUGGAACCAGUGGAGGAGAGUAUGAGACAUAUGAGAAUAUCACAAAAGCUGGAUAUCAUCUGUGUGAGAAACCAGAGAACAUUUCCUGCAGAGCAAAGGAAUUCCCAUAUAUACCACUGGACACACUGGGACAGAAAGUGACAUGUGAUGUCUCCUAUGGGCUCAUCUGUAACAACAAAGACCAAGAUGAGGUCUUACCUGUGUGUUACAACUAUGAGAUAAGUGUGUAUUGCUGUCUCCCACUCCCAAAUUACUGCUUAACUACAACCCCUCUCACCACAACAACCACAACUCAGAGUACAACAACGUCUGCAUCACCAACAACCACUGUAACUAAGACUACAACUUCUCCAGAGACAUCUACUCCCACAACUACCAAGGCCACAACAACCACAACUCAGAGUACAACAUCUACAUCACCAACAACCACUGUUACUAAGACCACAACUACUCCAGAAACAUCUACUCCCACAACUACAAAGACCACAACAUCAACUCAGAGUACAACAACAUCUACAUCACCAACAACCACUGUUACUAUAACUACAACUUCUUCCAAGACAACAACUACAGCUCCAACUGCAACUAAAACCACAAUUACAGCUUCCUGUGUCCCUAAGUGCUCAUGGUCACAGUGGUUUGAUGUGAGUUAUCCUACAAAUGGAACCAGUGGAGGAGAGUAUGAGACAUAUGAGAAUAUCACAAAAGCUGGAUAUCAUCUGUGUGAGAAACCAGAGAACAUUUCCUGCAGAGCAAAGGAAUUCCCAUAUAUACCACUGGACACACUGGGACAGAAAGUGACAUGUGAUGUCUCCUAUGGGCUCAUCUGUAACAACAAAGACCAAGAUGAGGUCUUACCUGUGUGUUACAACUAUGAGAUAAGUGUGUAUUGCUGUCUCCCACUCCCAAAUUACUGCUUAACUACAACCCCUCUCACCACAACAACCACAACUCAGAGUACAACAACGUCUGCAUCACCAACAACCACUGUAACUAAGACUACAACUUCUCCAGAGACAUCUACUCCCACAACUACCAAGGCCACAACAACCACAACUCAGAGUACAACAUCUACAUCACCAACAACCACUGUUACUAAGACCACAACUACUCCAGAAACAUCUACUCCCACAACUACAAAGACCACAACAUCAACUCAGAGUACAACAACAUCUACAUCACCAACAACCACUGUUACUAUAACUACAACUUCUUCCAAGACAACAACUACAGCUCCAACUGCAACUAAAACCACAAUUACAGAGUGUAUUGAACCUAAUGGUGUGAUUAAAAUGCCUGGAGAUAACUGGAUAAGAAACUGCUACAACUGUACAUGUGACCACUACGGAACUAUAAUAUGCACGCCAAUCCAGUGUCCGCAACCUGUUCUACUAAACUGCACAAAUGGCUAUGUUGUAAAUGUUACUGAUCAAAACAAUCCUUGUUGUAUGAAGCAAGUGUGCCGUCAACACUUGCAAGGCUGUAGCCUAACCCCAACGCUAGUCACCAUUAAGUAUAACAAGUGUACAUCUAUUGGGCCUGUGCCUAUUAAUUAUUGCAGCGGAUCAUGCGAUUCUUCAACCAUGUUCUCUAUAAUAAAUCACAGGAUGGAACAGAAUUGUAGAUGCUGCAUACCAACCCAGACCAGCGAAAUAGAAGUGUCUCUGGAAUGCGAAGAUGGCAGUAACACAAGUUACACAUACACUGAUAUAGAGAAAUGUGAUUGCUCAAUCCCUACAUGCAAAGAUUACGCAACAACUUAAUAUGUCAAGUAUAAUCUUUCUUAUGAAUUUUGAGUUUAAAAUGUAAAGCCAAAAAUAUUAAAUUUCUUAUGUAUUGCCUACUUGUUAUGUCAGCGACAUUAGUCUAAGAGUAGUACAAGAUGUUCUAUCAAUUUAUAAUGUAGUAUUUCUAUGUAAAAAACUUGAAUUUUCAAAUUAUUAAAAGCCUUUAUGCAAAUAAAUGAAAUGCUAAUAUUGCCCGCUAAUUUUACUGUUAUUCCUGCAACAGUUAUACAAGGUUCAACAAAUGAAAUGAUUUAAAGCAUUUCUGCCACCUACAUAAUAGACAGCCAUGUUACCGAUGUACACAUUCCUAGGCUUUCUUACAUCUACAGUACAUUCCCACGAUAAUUGCUCUAUCCCACCAGUUGUCUGCCUGUAUUGUGUGGAGGACAUACAGAUGUGGCCACGCUCAUGCAGCCUGCGGCUCAGCCACACGCGCCACUCCGAGGCGCGGGUGCGACUUAGUUCCUCAUUCAGUAGAAUGGCAUUUGCAAAGCUGCUUGCAGCUUAGUACGUCGCAAUCCUUAGCUGCAGCUUAGUACGCCCUCCAUGUAUUCCUAUGGGUGCAUGUACUUAAAAGUAACGCCCACACCCUAGUUGUGGGCACACCUUCCGCGUCUGGCUUCCCGCAAAUACGGAAAACUGCAGGCUGGAUUAGCGUGGCUACAUCUGUAUUCCAUUUAAUAAUAAAGCUUUACAUCCUAAUAUUGAUAUUGAAUUUGAUAUACCAUUUAAAGUUGGCUAGUUGUAGAGCUAUUAUUGCUUUCCACUCUAAAAUGGCACAUGGAAUGAGGUGUUUAUUAGUCUUUGUGCCUACACCCUCCUCAGUGUCACACCGCUUGGCUGUGAGUCAAAUGACAUGGGGCAUGACCCAGAGGUGGACGCAGGGCAAUCUUAAUGUAUAGGCACACUGGGCAGCUGCACAUGGCCUUACAAUUCUAGGGGCCUCUGAGUAGUGGUGAAUGUUGGUCACACAAUCAGAGCACCGAGGAACUGCCUCCCAGCCUGCAGCCAGACAGUGAAUGGCUGUCAGCAUGCUGACUGGUGGAUGGCUGGAGCUAUCCACCAGUCAGAGUGCUAACAGCCAUUCACUGUAUGGAAGCAUGUGGGGGAUGGUGCAGGACCACAGGAGGGGCAUGUUACUAUUUGUAAUACUUGAUUCCUGUGAAUGGGUGUGUAGGGGUCCCAGUGCAUUGCUUUGCCCAGGGCCUACUAUGCUAUUGGUGUGGAUGGAGUGCAGUAGCAACAGCUUGUUGUGGAAGCUACUGUGAAUUUAUGCUGAGAUGCCCACCUGCUGUUGCUCUAAUAUGCCAUGGUGCACACAAAUGCGUACCAUCAGUCGGGCAUCAGGUACACCAUAGGCAUACUUGCCUACUUUUGAAAAAGCAUUUCAGGGUGAUUGUGAAAGUACCACCUAUCAGCGCAGACGUACAUAUGAUUCUACAUCUGAGAGGCCCCAAAGUUAGUAAGAUCUACUUAGUUAUUGAAGAAAAGACACUGGUAUUUUGCAGGAUUUGUUUGUAUAUUGUGUUUUACAAGAGGUUCCAUAUACUGUAAGUUGCCACGAGAAACCUUAUUUAAAAUAUAUGUAGCCAUAGGGAUCGUUGUGCCUUAUAAACUUACCAAUGCAGGGAAAUGGAACUGAUGAUCCCAUUUGAAUGUAUAUAGCUAUAUAGCUCUGAUUCCCUCCAAGAAUGUAACAGCUACAUAAUGGGAAUAAGUGUAAUCAGGGAGAUUUAUGGACUAUUCAGGGAGUCAGGGAGAUUAACACUAUUCAGGGAGUCUCCUGCAGAAUGAGGGAGGAUAGGCAACUAUGACCAUAGGUCUUAUGAGCAAACCUAUGGCUGCCCAGAAAGGCUGAUGGAAUUGAACUGCCAGUGUCAGUGGAACUGUGUCUUCCGAUGAAGUCUCCCACAAACACGCUGAUGCCAGACACCCCACUGUCACCGCCCAGGAACGCCUAAUUGAACUGCAUAGAUCUCCAUGUCGUUCUGAUCUGCCAAUGGAAAUACUCGAGAUGCAUGAUCAUUGUGUUUCAGAUGUAUGCGUAGAUGUAAUAUAUUAGGCACAUGCGUUCAAUGUUAUACAUCCAUCCAGGUCUGUAUCAGGCCCAUAGCCCAGGAAAACAAACCAAGGUCACCCUGUGGCUUGGAAUGUAGCAUGAAGCUUUUACCAACACUAAACAGAAAACUCAAAUUAAGUUUCUCUUCCAAUUAAUGUAAUUGGUUCUCAGCAUAUAUUUUGUUUUAUCUUGUGUUUAAAGAUUACUGUAAUCUUGUUU
Molecule: messenger RNA, 17017 nt
Organism: Pseudophryne corroboree (corroboree frog)
Lineage: Eukaryota; Metazoa; Chordata; Amphibia; Anura; Myobatrachidae
Product: mucin-5AC-like
Exons: 41
Coding region: 1-14715 (4904 amino acids)
Cellular component (GO): extracellular matrix
Molecular function (GO): protein binding
Source: RefSeq, a predicted model, not a curated record